AUGGCUGCAACCAGGGCACGAGUUAGUAGCUUCUCUCGGAAUGUAUCAACUGUGACAUCUCAGAAUCCUGGACUAAAACAUGGCCCUAAUGGGACAAUGUUCAUUUCAUCUGGGAUUCCUGAUCUUGACAAGAUUUUAGGUGGUGGUUUUUCUCUGGGUAGCCUUGUCAUGGUUAUGGAAGAUGAAGAAGCACCUCAUCAUAUGCUUUUAUUGAGAAAUUUUAUGUCUCAAGGACUUGUGCAAAAGCAACCGCUCUUAUAUGCUAGUGCAUCUAGAGAUCCUAAAAGAUUUCUUGGUACUUUGCCUAGUCCGCCAUCAUCCAAAGGGGAUAAAUCUUCAGAUAUUAGCCAUGAGAAGGAUAUAAGAAUUGCUUGGCAAUACAAGAAGUACUUUGGUGAGCCUAAUUUCAACACUAAUAGUGGUGGUCAGCAAGAUUACUGUAAUGAUUUUGACCUGAGAAAGCCCCUGGAUCGACAUUUUUUUAGUGGCAAUAAUGUAGAUUGUGUUAGCAUAAAAGAUUCUCUGAACCUUACCGCACUUCAAGAUUAUUGUGCUGGAUUUCUCGGUAAACUCUCGAGAAAUGAAGGGAACAUUUCCUCUGUUGGUCGUAUUGCAAUUCAGUCAUUCUGUUCUCCACAAUGCAAGUAUUCAAAUGAGGAGUGGCAUAUGCUUUCCUUUGUUAGGUCCCUUAAGAGCAUGGCCCGGUCUUCAAACGCUGUUGUUGUUGUAACCUUUCCACCUUCACUUCUUUCUCCAUCUUGUUCACUAAGAUUGCAGCAUAUGGCAGACACCUUACUUUCGGUCAGAGCUAUUCCAGAUGAAGACAAGGAACUAGCAAAACUCCUCACUGGUUACCAGGAUAUGAUUGGGCUUUUAAAUGUACACAAAGCUGCACGAUUAAAUACACAGGUUCCAGUGAUUCUAGAGGCCACAACGUUCUCAAUAAAAUUGCAAAAACGGAGGUUUUUGGUCUUAGAAUGUCUAAACCAGGCCCCAGUUGACGGUUCAAGUGGAAGUUCAUAUGGCACAUCUGGCGGUUGUUCUGGGUCAACUAAAGGUGGGACACUUGACUUUUAG
Messenger RNA from Sphenostylis stenocarpa, 1077 nucleotides. Lineage: Eukaryota; Viridiplantae; Streptophyta; Magnoliopsida; Fabales; Fabaceae. The record is from the annotation of a GenBank genome assembly.